GCCCCAGGGUGUUUUUUUUUAGUAUUUUCUGGGCCUAGUCAAAAUUAAACGAUAAGUUCUUGUCUGAUCGGGGUUCGGACGCACGUCAGACGAGAACUUAUCGCAGUUGGGUAGCAAAGCCCCUCUUCAGCGGCGAACCGCUCCUGGGCGCAUGUCGAGCGACCUACACACAAAAAGCACUAAACAGGCCAGAAUCCGAAUCCGAAUCCGAAUCCGAGCACGAGCACGAGCACACGACUCACCCAUAUAGACUCGAGUGUACGUAUAGCUGCACCACCGACCGCCGAGGAGUUGCUGGCGCGGUGGUUCUCGGUGGUUAGUUGAGCGUUUGGUGGCACUGCGAGCGGACGGAGAGCGUUGUGGAAAGGCAAAAACCAGAAAGGCUGACAGACAACCAGAAAAGCGGAAAAGCUGGCCACUGCGACAAAGGUUAACCAGCAGCAGCAGCAGCAGCAGCAGCAGCGACAACAAAGGGAAAACGCAUCUAAGCUGGAGGAGAGUUUCGAAAAAAAAACGAGAAUAAACCCCAGCCAAGACCAACGCACUUUGGGUUUCUUUGUUACAAUCUUUUUUAACAUCGCAGCACAUCGAAAUCCAAAAAAGAGACUCGAAUUAGUGCGCAAUAAUUAACAACAGAAAAAAAAAAACAACGAAACGUGCGCAAUAAUUUGUUUAAAAUCAAUGAAGACUGCAACUGCGCAAAACUGAAAAAUUGCAUCAUAGCCAGCACAGAACGAACGGUCUGGGAAAAAUUCGUAUGAGCGAGGAAAAGUGGAAAAUCAAUAGGGGGGACCGAGUAAGAAAGAACCCCAACUAAGCAUAGGGGGAACCGAACUAUCCCAUAUUAACCAUACCCCCCGAGCGAGGAGUGCAUCUCGCCAUGCCUUCCCUGCUGGAGGCGCUGGAGCGCAAGUAUUUCGCGGAAUGCGAAUUCGAGAAUGCCCACCAACCGGAACUCCACAAGCGGAGUGACCUGCCCAAUGACUUUACGGUCACCAAGUGCGGCGGACGCAUGGAGUUCUCCAUCUUCAUACCCCGCCUGUCGCCCCUGACCAGUGUGCCAGCCCUCCUUGUGCUCAACGACUGCGACAUCGAUUCGGCCGGGGACUUCGAGAGCAUCCGCGAGAAGUGCCAGCGGGUGAGGGAACUGGAUCUGGCCCAGAACAAGCUCAGCGACUGGUCGGAGGUCUUCAGCAUUCUGGAGCACAUGCCGCGCAUCGAGUUCCUCAACCUGAGCAAGAACCAGCUGGCCAGUCCGAUUAGCACGCUGCCCACGGCCCCCACGAUCAAUCUGAAGAGCCUGGUGCUCAAUGGCACCUACCUGGACUGGGCCUGCGUGGACACGCUGCUGAAGCACCUGCCUGUGCUCCAAGAGCUACAUCUCAGCCUGAACAACUACAGACAGGUGCUGAUCGAUGCCGAGGAGGCGGAGCAGCGGCUGCAGGAGAAGGAGACGCCCGAGGAGACGGAGCGGCGCAUCACCAAGGCCCAUCCCGCCCUCAAGACCCUGCACUUCACCGGCAAUCCCGUCGAGCACUGGCAGGAGAUCUGCCGCCUGGGCCGGUUGUUCCCCAACCUGGAGGCCCUGGUCCUGGCCGAUUGUCCCAUCCGCACGCUGCAGGCGGAGGAGAGCGGCGAGACCCACAAGUACUUCCCCAGUCUGAAGCUCCUCAAUCUCAGCUCCGCGCAACUUAACAGCUGGGCGGCCAUCGAUCAGCUGGCCAAGUUCGGACAGCUGCGGAACCUGCGGGUCAAGCACUGGCCCCUCUGGGAGAGCCUGGAGUGCACGGAGCACGAGCGGAGGCAGCUGCUCAUCGCCCGACUGCCCAAUGUGGAGAUGCUCAAUGGCGGGGGCAAGAUCAGCAGCGAUGAGCGCGUGGAUUCCGAGAGGGCAUUUGUGAGAUACUAUAUGGACAAACCGGAGGACGAGCGACCCGAGCGCUACGAGGAGCUGCUGCGCAUCCAUGGCAAGCUGGACCCCCUGGUCAAUGUGAGCCUGAAGCCGGACAAGCGGGUCAAGGUCCUGUUCACCUACAACGAUGUGAGCGAGAGCCGGUUCGUGGACAUCUAUCUGACCGUCAACGAUCUGAAGGCGAAGCUGGAGAAGCUGGUGGGCCUGGCGCCCAACAAGAUGCGACUGUACUAUCUGGAUCAGGACUACAAGGAGUUCGGGCCCGAGGAGAUGCGGUUCCCCAACAAGCAGUUGUACAGCUACAACAUCCAGUCGGGUGACGAGAUCAUCAUCGAUGCCAAGAAGUGAGGGGCCGCUCGCGGAGCUGGAGAGGAUUGCCAAGGCCCCCGGAACUGGAGAGGACUUGCAUGGCCCCCGAGAAGCGCUUCGUGUUCCCCCCGCCUGGUGCUACAACUUGUGAUCUUGUACACGAUUCAUUUAAACUUAACGUACUCUACUGCUACUGUUAAAGCUGUUUGUCUGUCUGUUCUCCCCAGCCAACCAACCACUUUGUAAAUACGUUCUUGAGAAACGGCCAAGCGAGCAUUAUUGCGCACCCACAUCGUAUUUUUUAAUUACUGCCUAACCUAAGCCACACACACAAAAAUACAAAACUAUAAGAUACAAUACAAACGAAAACGAAAACAAAAAACCAGCAGGAAUGCAUUAAACAAUUUUAAAAUGUAA
This is a messenger RNA of Drosophila biarmipes, 2638 nucleotides long. It is a transcript of the gene mlt, whose product is annotated as tubulin-specific chaperone cofactor E-like protein. The transcript has a single exon. Gene Ontology annotation, biological process: protein folding. The record is from RefSeq and is a predicted model, not a curated record. Gene Ontology annotation, molecular function: alpha-tubulin binding. Bases 881 to 2260 code for a protein of 459 amino acids. NCBI's taxonomy places the organism in Eukaryota, Metazoa, Arthropoda, Insecta, Diptera, Drosophilidae.